Molecule: messenger RNA, 1628 nt
Organism: Neltuma alba
Lineage: Eukaryota; Viridiplantae; Streptophyta; Magnoliopsida; Fabales; Fabaceae
Product: cysteine-rich receptor-like protein kinase 3
Exons: 6
Coding region: 174-1628 (484 amino acids)
Biological process (GO): protein phosphorylation
Molecular function (GO): ATP binding; protein kinase activity
Source: RefSeq, a predicted model, not a curated record
AGCGUGUGGGUCACAAAACUUCCAUAAAUAAUAUAAUUUCACUAUCGUCCCUCUUUAGUUAUCAAAUUGCUCUUUUAUGCUUGGGGUAUGAGCAAACAGCUCUUUCUAUAUAUCUCACUGAUCUUAAGCUUCUUCCUUCUUCAUCUUCACCCUCCUUCCAUGCUAAGCAAACGAUGCUUCAACCCAAUAAUAAUCUCCUUUCUUUAAUCAUCACUUUCAUCAUGUUCUGGUCAUGGUCGACACUUAACGGCGUCGUUUCCGACCCACAGGCCAAUCUCUUAAACAAAGGAUGCACCCCAUCCAACGCGUUCGCCGUGUCCAGCUUCUCCAUCUUCAGUGGCAAUGUGAACGAAACGUUUCGAGACAUCAGAGAGCAGAUUGUCGGCAUGAACAAGCACUUCGCGACGGCGCAGAAAGCAAACCCAGAAAACCCCGUUUUCACCCUUUUUCAGUGCAGAGACUACCUCUCCAUUCAUGACUGUGUCACCUGCUUCGACGUCGCUGCCGUACAUAUUCGCCAAUGCCCUGCCGGAGCACAAGGUGGCCGUGCCGUCUACGAUGGCUGCUUCCUCAGGUACGAGAUCAGUGCUUUCUUUGACCAGACACUGGACAGUUUCAAUGCCGUAUUGUGUGGUAAUCAAACUGUAAGGGAAUCCACCACAUUAUUUACCUCAGUUGGGCAACAAGCGCUCAUGAAUCUGCAAACAACAACACCCAAAAAGCAAGGGUUUUUCGUGACAACAAAAGCACAAUUAUUGCCUGAUAAUAAUAAUAAUGGUACAACUAUUUAUGCUUUUGCUCAGUGUAUUGAAACUAUCACACAGCGUGGGUGUGAAGAUUGCUUGAAGGCUGGUUAUAGCAAUUUGCAGACUUGUCUUCCAAAUUCUAGUGGUAGGACUGAAGCUAAUGGGUGCUUCAUGAGAUACUCCACCACUUCCUUCUUUCCAGAUAAUAACCAGACGUUUCAUAUUGUACCCUUGAUCAAGCAAGGUUCAAAUAAGAAGGGUACCAUUAGAGGAGUAAUUGUUGGAAGUGCAGCUUUUGUUUUGAUCCUUCUUACACUAUUAGCUUGGAUUAAACGACCAAAAAGACCUAAGAGAUCAGUUCCUAGGGGAGACAUAUCUGGAGCAAGUAAGUUGGAAGGCCCAAUUCAUUUUAGUUAUUGGGAGCUGAAGUCUGCUACUAAAAGUUUCAGUGCAGAAAAUAAACUUGGAGAAGGAGGAUUUGGUGCUGUGUAUAAGGGUACUUUGAAGAAUGGGAAAGUAGUUGCUGUAAAGAAAUUAACUUUACGCCAGUCUAAAAAGGUGGAAGAAGAAUUUGAAAGUGAAGUGAAGCUUAUAAGCAAUGUUCAUCACCGAAAUCUCAUUCGACUGCUCGGAUGUUGCAGUGAAGGUAAAAACAAAGGUUCUCUUAGUUGGAAGCAGCGUUAUGAUAUAAUUUUAGGAGUAGCAAGGGGUUUGGCUUAUCUACAUGAAGAAUUUCAUGUUCGUGUCAUACAUAGAGACAUAAAGACUAACAACAUUCUCUUAGAUGAUGAUCUCCAACCAAAAAUUGCUGAUUUUGGCUUAGCAAGGCUUUUACCAGAAGAAAAAUCUCAUCUUAGCACAAAAUUUGCUGGAACAUUGUAA